AAUUACAUAUUAAGGGAAGAGCCGUAGCUUAAUUAAGCGUUAGAAAAUACGACGCUUAAGGACACGCGUCAGACAUUCAAGUGUGUCUCUCUCAUCGUGAUCUCUCUCCAGAAGGCGAUGAUAGUUGGUUUCGAUUCAUCUCACUCUCCUCGUCUCGACGCUCUCAUCUUCCCGCCAAGACCAAUCUAUGGAUCAGAAUACAUACAGGAGGAAACCGUCUCCGAUCAGAACCACCACCGCCGGCGGUUCGAAUCCGGCCCCUUCCUCCGAACUACUUCCGAUGAAGUUUCUCGAUGGCAGAGACUACUCCAAUGCUACUACUACCAACGUCCAAAUAUCAACGCCUAUCAACAAACGCAAGGACACGUACCAAUCGGGACCCAUCAACAAAAGCAUGAAUGGCUCCCCACCACAAAACCGGUAUGCUUCGUCGACGCUGCUUGGAACGCUGCCUCUAAGGACGCCGGAGUAGUUUGGAGAAUCAUCAGCGACCUCUCACCACAAGCCCUCUCGGGAUCACAGGUGAUAGAAGACGUCAGCUCUCCUCUCGUUGCCGAAGCCCUAGCGCUCUACAAAGGAGUAAGAAAGGCAAUCGACCUUGGUUUCGUGUCGAUCUCCUUCCUCUCCGACUGCUCAACGCUCAUAAGAGCAAUCAACAAUAGAAGACAGAUCAAAGAGAUCUAUGGAAUCCUCCAAGAUAUCAACAGUCUCUCGUCUCUCUUCGUCUCGGUUUCUUUUCGUCACAUCAACCGUUCUCAGAACGAUGAAGCUGACUUUCUAGCUAAAGAGGCCCUUAAAGCCCAUUGUAUCUUUUCUUCCUUUUCGAUUUCGUCUGGACCGACCACUUGGGCCUGAACCUCUAUGUCUGUUUUCCUUUCUGCUUCUUAAUUAAAAAUAUCGGGUUGUUCAAAAAAAAAAAAUCCCAUAACAUGUACGUAGGAAGAUGUUUUAAGAAGGUUUUCUGGUUUAAUUUAGGAGCGAACGUAGCUUGACGGAACAAUAUUAUUACAUAUAUAUUACUAAUGAUAGCUUUAGUUUUGGCGAUCAGCAUUUGGAAACGUACAUCGAAUUGAAAUUACCAAUAUGCAUCCCAGUAACCGAGUCAAACAAUUAGAGAGUGAAUAAUCUGAUCAAAGUUUCAUCGGCGUUCUUUUCGCUUAUGUCGCACAAUAAUGUACUAACAACAUAUAUGCACAUCAAUAUAUACUAUAUUAAAAGGUAAAUAAGCUUUAUAGAUAGAGUGUCCACGUCACUCAUUUAAUUCCAACCAAUGGGAGCUCAGCAUACAUCCAACUUGACACUUCCUUCUUUCUGCUGGGCUUGAACCGAAAUUCCGUUUGGGCUUCGAUUUCGUGGUGUUUCUGGCAGCCCGUUAGCCCGUGUUAGUUUACAUCAGUUUCUCACAAUUUACUUUUCUUCGUUUUUACUGCCAUGUCACCAGUCAACAAAGAAACCCUACGACUUACUCAUCGACUUCUUCGUCUUCUAUGUUUUCUUUUCAUCAAAACUCAGUUACAAAGUCCAUCUGUUCUCAAUGUGUUCUUCAAUACAGUUUUAGUGGAUUCGUUUCACCUCCCUCUCUUUCUCCUUCUUUAUAAACCACUUUGUAUUUACUUGCUUCCAUUCAAUCCCGAAAACUCCUCUGAAUUUUUUU
This is a messenger RNA of Raphanus sativus (radish), 1654 nucleotides long. RefSeq lists its product as uncharacterized. Bases 118 to 855 code for a protein of 245 amino acids. The transcript is spliced from 2 exons. NCBI's taxonomy places the organism in Eukaryota, Viridiplantae, Streptophyta, Magnoliopsida, Brassicales, Brassicaceae. Gene Ontology annotation, molecular function: RNA-DNA hybrid ribonuclease activity; nucleic acid binding. The record is from RefSeq and is a predicted model, not a curated record.